GAAAACGAAAACAUUUUUAUUUCAGUCUGCUGAUUCUUCUUGUUUCUCUGAUCCUCGUGCAUUUGCCUUGUUUCUCGAAAAGGUGAUCUUGUAAUCCGUGAAGAUGCCUUCCUUUUGCUGAAUGUCUGAAAUGUUCUUCGAAUCAUGGUGUUGCAAAAGAGGCUCGAUUAUGGAUUCAAUGGCUACGAGGUGCCUCACACACCUCGAGCUGCUAGAUCACCAAGAAAGAGUGCUUUCAAGAAGAAAAGCGAAAACCAUCAAAUAUCGUCGUUCGAUCUGUUGGCUGCAGUAGCUGGAAAACUGCUUCUUGAAGGUGGGAAUUCUUCUUCCUCAAGUAACAACGCAUCUGGUAAUAAUGACGAUCAGUGUGCAGUUAAGACAGAACAGCUUAACGGCGGCGACCUAAUGGUUGAAGAAGAGACUACUAAUUGUGAUCAUAAUAAUAAUAAUCCUGAAAGAAGCUUUUUUGUCUCUGAGAUCCUUCCAAAAUCUCAUGAAACUCAGAGUUUUAAUAGAUCUCCAAGUCCCCUUACAGAGUUCCAUUUUGGAUCUUCUUCUGGUAUAACCUCUGAUUCUUCUGAGAAGUUUGAAACUCAAGGAUUGGUGUAUGAGGACACCAAGAUCGACAAUAGUGAUCAUUGCUAUAGGUCAGAGUGUAACGAUAAGAAACCAAUGUUUGGGGGGCUAAAUUUUGAAGCAAAGUUAUCAAGGAAUGUUUUAGCCAAGGAUGAGAAUCAUAUAGGUAGUGGAUUCAGGAAACCAAUUCCUCAAAAUCCUUCAGCAUGCUCUGAUGAUAUAGAUUUACAUGGUAAGGGAAAUGAUGAUGACGAAAACUUCUCAGCCCGUUACAGAACAAAAUCAUUUAGGUCAACUCUGCGUAUUGGAGAUAGAAGAAUAAGGAAAGUUUUGGCUUCAAAGUAUUGUAAAGUCUCUCCAAAGCCAAGAGAUACAACGGUAACUAGUUCAGACUUGGACAUGAAGCAUGAUUACUACAGCAAGAAACAUUGUCUCAAAAGCCUAAGAUCAGAGAGGAACUUUCCUAUUAAAAAAAGAAGAUACUUUGAUGGUUAUACAGCAUCACAAUCCGAAGAAACUGCUAAAACUGAUGGCCUUUCUGGUUCACCUCGAAAGGCUUCAGGUUUUCUAUCUUCCAUAGCUUGCCAGAAGCAGCCAGCGUUGCAAUCAAGAGAUUCUCACGUGAAACUUGGAAUUAAGUCAUUUAGAGUUCCUGAACUUUUCAUUGAGAUUCCAGAGACAGCAACUGUUGGUUCACUAAAGAGGACAGUCUUGGAAGCUGUGACCUCGAUACUUGGAGGUGGAUUACGCAUAGGUGUUCUUGCUCAUGGGAAAAAGGUUAGAGACGACAGUAAAAUGCUGCUUCAGAGUGGACUCUCUUUAGACACUCUUUCAGAUACUUUAGGGUUUUGUUUUGAGCCCAAUCCUCCACAAUCCACUAAACCACUACCUCCUGAAGAUAAUUCUGACUCUGUGCGUCCCUGUAAUGUACCUAACACUUUACCAAGGUGUCUCCCAUCACCGGGGAAGCAUGCUAAACCGAGUAAUUCUGUAGAAAGUGACCUUGACUCCAAACCCUCUGCACCAAAUAGGGCUAAAACCAUAUACUCCAGAGCCCUGAUUCCAGUCCCUCCUCUGCAUGCUCAGGCUUUGACCGUAGUCCCACCUCGGAAAACCAAGCGAUCUGAGGUGGCACAGCGCAGAAUCCGUAGACCUUUCUCUGUUGCAGAAGUAGAGGCCCUUGUUCAAGCUGUGGAGAGACUUGGCACCGGAAGGUGGCGUGAUGUAAAGUUGCGAGCUUUUGAUAAUGCUAAGCACCGGACUUACGUUGAUUUGAAGGACAAAUGGAAGACGCUGGUGCACACGGCAAGAAUCUCACCGCAACAAAGGAGAGGUGAGCCGGUUCCACAGGAGCUCUUAGACAGGGUACUAACGGCUCAUGCCUACUGGUCCCAGCAACAGGGGAAACACCAGUUGCUAGAAGGACCCCAUAAACUCGAGACCAGUCUUGGUCUAUAG
This is a messenger RNA of Capsella rubella, 2034 nucleotides long. Its product is annotated as telomere repeat-binding protein 5. The coding region runs from base 145 to 2034 and encodes 629 amino acids. The transcript has 10 exons. The record is from RefSeq and is a predicted model, not a curated record. NCBI's taxonomy places the organism in Eukaryota, Viridiplantae, Streptophyta, Magnoliopsida, Brassicales, Brassicaceae.